Molecule: messenger RNA, 695 nt
Organism: Penaeus monodon (black tiger shrimp)
Lineage: Eukaryota; Metazoa; Arthropoda; Malacostraca; Decapoda; Penaeidae
Product: C-type lectin domain family 17, member A-like
Exons: 4
Coding region: 187-648 (153 amino acids)
Source: RefSeq, a predicted model, not a curated record
AGGGCAACUCAUGGGCCUCCCGCCAUGGUCUCUUAUCUCCAGUUCUUGCCGAAGCGGCCUGUAUCUUUCGCAAACCAACACACGUCUCCCCCACUCGUUCGGAACCAGUAGUGCGUGGCACAACCGGUGAGAAAUACUGUCGAGGAGAGAUUUGAAACUGCAAAUUUCUAUAUUGCCCUUCUCAACAUGAGUCACUUGCUGCUUGCCAUUCUCGCUGCGAUGUCUGCUCUUGUUGCAGGCGACUGCCCGCUGCCGUACGAGCCGCUGGACGACACCCGCUGCAUUUUCGUGGACCCUUUCGUGACCUACACAUGGCAAGAGGCAGUCGACCACUGCAAGGUCCACGCCGGCACCCUCCUCUCCUUCAGCGACUGCGAGACGUCGGCGCUCAUAUAUGACUAUCUACGGAGCCAAGAUGCCACCAGCAACAAGAACUACUGGAUUGGCGCCACGGAUCAGGCCGAGGAGGGUGUCUGGAAGUUCACAGAUGGCAGCCUGGCACCGAUGGGAGUGCCAUUCUGGGGACCCGCUGAACCCAACAAUGGUGCCACCUACAACUGUGCCUUCAUGCAACACAAUAAUAAUCACUACUGGUACGACUUUACCUGCACAAGCAAACUUUAUUCCAUUUGUCUUAAAGAUGCAUAAUUUCACACUAUUUGUGAACAUGUGGAAUAAACAUGCAUUGUGAUGAA